Procambarus clarkii (red swamp crayfish) is the source of this 7643-nucleotide messenger RNA. Its product is annotated as peptidyl-glycine alpha-amidating monooxygenase A. Gene Ontology annotation, biological process: peptide metabolic process. The record is from RefSeq and is a predicted model, not a curated record. Gene Ontology annotation, molecular function: protein binding; oxidoreductase activity, acting on paired donors, with incorporation or reduction of molecular oxygen, reduced ascorbate as one donor, and incorporation of one atom of oxygen; copper ion binding. Lineage: Eukaryota; Metazoa; Arthropoda; Malacostraca; Decapoda; Cambaridae. Gene Ontology annotation, cellular component: membrane; extracellular region.
UCUCUAUUUACCUGUCAUUGACUGGAGCGCUGGCGGAGGCUGGGGGCCACAGCUGCUGCUGCUACCUCUCACAGCUGUUUGUCUCCUCUCACCGCUGCUGAGGCUGCUGCCUCUCGCAGCUGCUCUACAACACCUCCACCAUCGCAUUAUCCCUCCACAUCGCUCCGUCGCAAGGAAAUAUACAUCCGCUUGAAGUGUUCUUUCCCCGGAAAGAUCUGCCGAGGUAUGGGUACUGGGCUGUAACAGAGAGAAGACCAGUGUCAAGAUAUUAAGGAUGCCGAGCACAGCAAGAACAACAGUAACGCGCCUGGGGUUAGUGUUGGCUGCCUUGCUAAUGCUUCCCCGGGUACUGCCUCACACACUGACGAGGCGAGGAGAGCCCUCCCAGGCCACCUACAAGAGAAAUUUUACAAUGCCUGGAGUUAGCCCAAAAGUGCAUGAUUCUUACUUGUGUACAGCAGUAGCGCUGGAUGAGAACGUUGAGGAAUGGGUUGUCAAGUUCGACCCUUUGGCUUCAGCUAACAGAGCACACCACAUGUUGUUAUUUGGUUGUUCUGACGUGGAUAAAAAUAAUAUGAAGAAUAGAUAUUGGGACUGUGGUCAUCAUGGUGUAUGUAUGGGUGGAAGAAUAAUGUAUGCCUGGGCUAAGAAUGCUCCAGCCACAGUUCUUCCAGAAGGUGUGGGAUUCCGCAUUGGUGGGAAAACAGGAAUACGGUAUCUCACACUCCAGAUCCAUUAUGGAAGCCCUCUGCCAGACGGAGUAGCUGACCAUUCCGGCCUAGAGAUGGAACUUACACAUCAACAACAAAAGUACAAAGCUGGGAUAUACCUACUAGCAGCAGGUGGUGUAGACAUCCCUCCAUACACUGAAAAAACGCAUGCUGAUUUGAAUUGCGCAAUUGGAAACACAGGCGAGCCUUCAGACAUAUAUUUAUUCGCUUACCGUGUUCAUGCGCAUGUCCUGGGCACAGUCAUAUCUGGAUAUUUGUUUGAUUCAGAGAAAAAAGACUAUACUGAGAUAGCCAAAGGUAACCCUCAUUGGCCACAGGCAUUCUACCCCAUGACUCGGAUACAUCAGGUUAAACCCAGUGAUAUUCUCCAUGCGCGUUGCACCUGGAAUUCUACUGCUCGAAACAGGCAUACUUAUAUAGGCAGCACUGCUGAGGACGAGAUGUGUAAUCUUUACUUGAUGUAUUACACUGACCGAGACAAGGGAUCCGAGACGGGCGGUUGUAUGUUUGAAACCUUUCCUGUAAUUACUCACAACCUGCCUCCGGAUAGUGAUGUGCCUUUACCUCCAAAUCCCCUGCUGGAGGAGCAUGCAAAGGGAGAGAAUAGAGACAAAGAAAAAUCAUUCACAUAUAGCAGUAUUCACGAUCCUAUUAUUUUGGACAAGAAGGCAUUUUCUCGGAAAGAUCCUCAACCAGGUAUUGAUUACACAAAUUAUGAUGACAUUGACUACGGCUUCCAUCAUCGUCUGAGACAGCCAAACAGAGGCUUGGGUUCACAGGUUGUUGGUGGAGGGUACCGAGAUAACAGAUACCCGCAGAAGCCUUCUACCUUUAGUUACUAUGAAGAUGGUAGCUUGCCUCAGUCUCCACAAGUGUCUCAAGGUCGUCAGAUGAACCACGACACCCAGAAGCCAGUGUUGAGUGAAGCGCCAAGGAAGGAAAAGCAGUUGAAAACUUCAGUAUAUCAUUUAAUUGAAAAUUGGGGUCAGAAGGAGGUCAAAUAUGGACAAGUAGUUGCAGUUGCCAUCGACUCCCAUGGUGAUGUGCUUGUUUUCCAUCGAGGCGAGCGAUCAUGGGACGGCUCGACCUUCGUUGGUGAUAAACUACGGGACACAAAGAAUGCCAUUGCUCAAGCAACACUAUUACAUCUGAACAAGAACAAUGGUCAGAUAUUGCAUGAGUGGGGAGAAAAAUAUUUCUUUAUGCCACAUGGUCUGACUGUGGACAAGGAUGAUAACAUCUGGGUAACAGAUGUUGGUCUUCAUCAAGUUCUCAAGUUCCCUGCAGGAUAUGGCCAAGGACAACCAAUCCUUACACUUGGCACAAGAUUUGAGCCAGGAAAUGAUGAUACUCACUUCUGUAAGCCAACAGGAGUAGCUGUCAUGAAAAAUGGAGAAUUCUUUGUUUCUGAUGGCUAUUGCAAUUCUAGAGUCAUCAAGUAUUCUGCCGAUGGCAAAAUUCUCUUCCAGUUUGGAAAAGCUAGCAAUAAUCUUGGAGGCUUCAUGAUUGGCACACCUGCUCCAGGAACAUUCAGUAUUCCUCAUGCACUUGCACUUGCCGAAGACCAAGGAGAGGUGUGUGUGGCUGACCGAGAAAAUGGAAGAGUACAGUGCUUUACUGUUUCACAGGGAAAAUUCAGGAGAGUAUUUCAGUAUGAUGACUGGGGAGGUCGUCUAUUUUCAGUCGCUUAUACCCCUGCAUUUGGUGGAAAACUGUUUGCUGUCAAUGGUCCACAAAUGCUAGGCAUUUCUUUGAAGCUAUCAGCGUUUGAAGUAGAUUAUACCUCGGCUAAACUUAAAAGUUCAUUUAGCCCUAACAAUCAGGGUUUCAGUAAUCCACAUGAUAUUGCUGUGUCUGAUGAUGGAUAUGAUGUUUAUAUUGUGGAAAUUGGCCCAAACAAGCUGUGGAAGUUUGAGUUAGACUCUGCUAUGAAGGUCCACAGCAAAACUGUGAAUGCGUCAGUAUCUCCCAGUACGGUAAUGAAGAUUGAUGAUCUUUUUAAAGGAACAGCUAAAGCAGUGAAAAUACCAGUUGUGUUUAGUAGCAAAUGGUCUUCUGCAGGAGUGUCGACAGUAAUAUUGGGACUUUUGGCUGUCCCAAUAAUAGUUCUUACUGCGUUCGCCCUCAUCAUACGUGCUCGAAGAAAUGGUCGCUUCCGAAUGCGAAAUAUGCAUAAUGGAUCGCUAAGUGCAUCAAUACGUGGAUGCUCGGGAAAACAUGAAAAUGGUUUAGGGUUCCGCUCCCUGCUUAACAAAAACCACGGAUUUGAGAAAGUUGCAACUGAAGAUUUAGAUCAUGAUGCACCAGAUUCAGGUGAUUCCGACAUUGAAGAAUUUUCUCAAGUUGCAACUAAAGCGUGAAGUUUUAUGUUUUUUAAUUAAUAUCAGAAAAUAAUGGUGUAUGAAAAAGUAUGCUAUUAGUAUGUUUGUGAAAUUUUAUUUUAGAAUAACUUUUUAUGUCAACACAAUUAGACCCCCUGUUCUUCAGAUAGUCUUUUCUAGUUUUAUUAACUUCCAAAAACUUGUCACACAUAAAUAUACACAGUAUAUUUAUAUGUAUAUUCUCAAAAGCUAAAUUACUUUUCCAUUCUGAUAGGUUUUAAAAAUUAUGAAAUCUCCAAAAAUUUCUAAACUCCAUAGCCGAAUUCUUGUAAAUAACAAAUGAAAUCCACCUACCAGAUUGCCUCUCCAAAAUUCAGAUUUGUUUUUGAAAAAUCCGAAUUGUGGAGGAUGUGAAUAAAUACAGAUCAUCAUGUGGCGUAAUUUCCAGAUGACCAAUUUUUUUAUUUUUGCUAUUCUUGCUUUUUUAUAGUAAAUUUUUUUUAGAAUCCAUUUUAAUUUUAGAAAUAUUUUACGGUACUGUGUGACAUUUUGUGACAUACAGAUGUAUUGUGAGUGCACCAGUACUGACCAUAAACAAUGUUCCCUUGAAAAUCUGUAUCUCUCUAUAAUGGAUCCCUCUAAACCCCAGGAUAGAUCCACCCACUGGAUUUUUCCCUUCAAAAUUUGGAUUUCUUGAGAAAAAUCCAGAUACGAAGGGGAAUGUGGUGAAUUCCAGAUUGUUGGUUCAUCACAUGAAUUAGUUUCCAUCAAAUUGUGUUUUGUUUUUCCUAUAUUUGCUAAUCAUUGUUUUACAUACAGUAUAUAAAUAUUAUUUGAAAUACCGUAAUGCAUUUAUAUUUUUAAAAUAUUUGACCGAGCUUGCUCUACUAUAAAUUGUACAAACGAGUUUAUUUAACGUUGUUUUUGAGAUAUCCAGACCUAUUGUGAGAGCACAUAUACUGAUCGUGUGUGUUUUUCUUGUGUGGAAGUAUAGUCUGACCUCGUGUUACUCGACCAUUUUAACUUGGUUUUCUUGUAAUAUCUCAUUAUUUGCUAUGUUAUAACAAUGUAACUAUGAUGUAGCUUUGCUAUCCCUCAAGAGUAAUAAGGAUACACCAGCUAAAGGUAAGAGAAACUGCCUUAAUAUGGAUAAGAAGGCAAAGUUAUUAGAGAAAUUUGAUAGAAAAAAGGUAGGGAAGAGACUGGUAAGAGGAUGAUGUAGUUUGUGCAUAGUACAGUAUAGUAUUAACAGUCUGUAGCUGAAAGAAUGGCACUAAUUAUUUGCCUGAUUUACAUGAGGGCCAUUUUCACUAGUGGCCUCAACGAGGACAGGAAGCUUUCGGUUUGUCAAAGAUCCUUCCCCAUUUGCCUUGAUCCUAUCCAGGUGACCUUUAAAACCUAAAAGUUUUGACAUUUGCAGCUUCGGUGGGUAGGUAGUUCCUUGGGUUUAUAACUCUGUUAGUGAAAAAGCUUCUCUUGUUCUCAGUCCUACAUUGUGGCUUGUUGAGUUUGAAAUCAUUGCUCCUUGUUUGUGCUACACCUGAUCUUUUGAAAAAAGUCUCCAGAUCAGCAUCCUCCAAAUUGUUCAGUAUUUUAAGUUUCAAUAAGAUCUGCCCUGUCAAGCCUAGUUUGCAAUGUUAGCCCUGUGGGCCUCAACCGUUCCUGAUACAAGAGUUGACUUGGCUCUGGAAUGAAUUGUUGCCUGGUGUUGAACUUUCUCAUUUAUAUCAUGAAAGUUCACCCUGAACCUUCAUGGCUGGUUCAGGGUGGCUGGGAAAGUGUAAGUAAUGGCAUAAAAUUAAAAUUAUUACAGUACUAUACUAAAUUUUGCUGCCUCAGGUCACCAAGAGCAGUCUCUAGCACAAAGAGGAAAGUAAACAUCAAUAUUUAUUCAUUUGUGGAUCCUGAUUAAUAUUUAUUUUGCAUCAAAAUCUUUGUUUAUAUAUUGUCUAAAUAUGUAGAAAAAUGUCAUUUGCUAUAAGAAAAAUCAAGAACAUUUUGGGGAUGUUAAUUAAAAUAUUGAACAGUUGUUCAGAAAUCUGGAUUACUGUAUAGUAUUUGCAAACUUGGAUCAAGGCUGGAGUAGUAUGAUCUGGAUUUUGGAGGGUCCACUGUAGUUAGCACUAGUAAAUAAUGCUUUGAAAUUAAUUAGCACCUGAAAUUUAAAAGUAAUUGUUCUUGGUUUAAUGCAGAUAAUUGCCACCGGGGGAUCAGCAGCAGGAAUUCCACUUUGAAGGAUUUAAUGUCAUUGUGUAAUAGGGAUGUGUGUCCUCACAGUAUAGAGUCUAGGCAACGAUCCUGUAGCACAGUGGUCACCAUUCAAUUCACAUCUGGAAGGCCCCGUGUUCAAUUUCUAAUUGAACCUAGCUGUAAAUUAAACCUAAAAAAUAUGCACUGAAGAGUUAAGCAACUGUUGUGGGUUACAGCCCGAGGUAGGUCAGACAUUGGCCUAGAGGGAUCUUGAUAAGCAUAACAGGCUUCCUGUCCCCAACAAUGAGAAAGAACUAGUUGGCUUCUUCAGUCCGGUAGGUAAAACUCAUUUAUUGAGCUAUAAAACCAUUAUGAUUUAAAGUCUUUGGUUUAUCAUUAUUGAUGGUUGAGCAUUUAUUGAAGUCAAAUGGAAUGUUCUUGAUACAGACAGUCAAAUUUGGUAAAGUACAUUUUGUUUAUGAAAUGACUGACUUGACCGAAGUCUAAUAUUCAGGGCCUUAAAAUCUCAAGGACAGUACUUUUGCCAAUUGGCCAAUUAGUCCACAAUGUAAAGCAACAUGAUUGAUAAGUAUAUUAUUAAUUUAUUUUAACACUAGUGAAUGCAGUAUAUAAUUGCAAUAGCACACCUUCAAUAUCUUUCUUACUGAUCAUCACCUCUGGAGUUUCAAUGAUUAUUACGUCACUAAACACAUGGAUAUUGGGCAAAGGCAGAAGCCAUUUGGUUAUACCAGGAAGCAAGAGAAUGUACAAAGGAUUAGCUUUGAAAUGAGCAAGAGGAAUAGAUAGAAAUGAGCAAAAAAUAACAUUGAAAUCUGAUAAGGAAGAAUUGGUUUAGAUAAACCUAAGUCUACAAAGAAUUAAUGAGAGUCUGAAGGUGUUUGUUGUAUGAUUAUUGAAUUAUUAAUAGUGAAGAAGUUAAAUCAUCCAUGGUAAUAAGGAUAGUUUUCUCAUGAACAUGCUGUCAGAGCUUGAUAAAAUGACUAAACAAAAUGAAAAUGACAUUUCUUCAUCAGAAGAUGAAGAAAUGACAUUUUGGUCUGUCCUGGACCAUUAUCAAGUCGAGUGCUAGGAUGGUCCAGGACGGACCGAAACAUUGUCGUUUCUUAAUUUUUUGAUGUGUGAUUUAGUCAUCACAUCUUCAGCCAUGGUAUUGUGACUCUUCUGCAGAGCUUGAUAAUUUAGAUUGCAGUAACCCAAAUGUCCUAGUAAUCUGAAUGAACUGGUGCUAAAGUUUUGACCUUUUAACUUGAAUAGGAAUUAAAAUGAUUGAGAAUUCAGCCAAACAAAAACCCCAUUAAAUUUGAGCUUGACUUCUUGACCUCUCAUCUCUAAUAAAAUUUUGAGUUACUGAGAUUUCUGCCAAAUGAAAACCUGAAUAAAGUUUUUAUUAAUUUUUGGACAUUACUGGUAACAAAUUCGGGCGACUUGAACGUCCGUCUAAUUCAAAUUGGGGUGUGCUCCUUAUAAUUCAGAUUAUCAAGCGUGGACAGUGUUUCCAUUGAUGGCUGUGGUUUAUGGCAGUUAUAGCCACCACAAUUACCAUAUUUUCUGCCAUAUAAAAAGCAUCUAGUUUAAAAGAAUGUUUUUGGGGAGGGGGAAAAAAUUUAUUAUACAUUUAUUGGCAGAAUAUCAGGAAGUUUUGUAAGGAAGUCAUAUGAUUUUGUGAAUGUAGAUAAAAUAUAGAUUGGGUUGGAGGUGGAUAAUAAAAAAAAAAAAGUCUCGUCUGCAGUUUGGCAAAUAAAAUUUCAUCUUGGUGAGUGCAUGUAGUUUUUGUAUCUUGAACUCUGAGGAGGAGGAGGAGGUAAAUUCAUACAGAUCUGUGUCAGACAUUUCUGUGAUGAAUUCUUUCCUGUACAAUUAUUUAACAAAACUAAUUUUUGUGCUGGUUUAGUUAAUUCACAAUAAUAAAGUACUGUAGUUUCAACUGCAAAUAAGGAAAGAUUGGUUAGUGGAGGUAAGUGGAGAAAAUAUAUAUCAUUGCAUUAAGUGGGAAGUGCCUCUAGGUGCCAGAAUGCUUGUUUUGCUUACCUAACUGAAGGAUAGACAGGAUGUGAUAAAGAAUCCUCGGAGCAGCAAGAGAGUGUGCAUUCUACAAAAGGAUUUAACAUUUUCUAUAAUUUUGCAUUUGGGAAGCAGAAUAUUUUUACUGAAAACAUAUUAAAUAAAGGAUACAAUCUACAUCAGUACAAAUUACCAUAAUAUAAAUUACUAUUUGUUAUUCUGUCAUUUCAUACUGUAUGUAACUGGCAUGUGAAUACAGUGCUUUGUUCCAUAAGCAUAGCUUGCUAUAUCUUAUAUAUAUUAUAUUAUAUACUUUUGUUUCAAGUAUAAUAGCAAACAUUCCAGUGUUGUCUUUCACAUAAAUUAAUUUUAAAUCUAA